UUAAUCAUUGGAAUACUCAACUUCCUACGAGAGAAUAUGUAUUAGUAAACAGAAAGCAUGAAAAACAAAUUUUCACACUAUUUCAAACAACUUAUGUACGAACAAUAUGUAAACAUAUUCCUCGAUGUCUUGAUUUCAUUUACAUUUGUGCAUCUACAUUUAAAAACUUUGGAAAAAUAUUUUCAUUAUAUUCGGACAUUUGUCGCUUACGAAAUGUAUAUGUUUCAAAAUAUAAUGAUACAAAUACAGAUGAUACGAACAUUUUCCUUGAACGUAUAAUUUCGUUAUACAAUCGUCUAUCAAAAAUUAAAUUAAUUUCCUUAAAAACCAAUUCCGAUACCGAAAAAGAGGACGAAACAUUUAUAAAAAACAUAUUUAAAAUAAUUAAUAAAAUUGAUAAAACAAAUAUGAUAUCAAGUAGUGAUUGGUAUAGAAAAUCAAUUUUCAUUUAUUAUUCACCACCAGAAAAGUUAAAAACUCGUUAUUUCCGAAGUGACACUUUGAUUAACGAUGAGAACAGAAAAGAAGUUCACACAGUCGUUUGUUAUUUAAAAAAUAUCAUUUUUUACCAAGGUAAAGAUUUGUUAACCGCUAAUAAUAAUUAUGAAGUACCAGAAUCGGAUAAAAAUUUCAUAAUUAAUCUCAACUUGGCAUUAAAUGAUUUAUUACUUAACAUUCUUCGGGUGCUAAAAUAUAGUUUUCGAAACGAUGUUAUAAAAAAAGUUGAACAACAUUCAUACAAAGAUAAUGAAAAUCUCACUAUCACGAAGCAGACGAUUGAUACUAUAUUGGUGAAGGGAAUGUUUCUUAAAAUAUGUAAAAUGAUUCCUUUAAUUCUGUAUUAUUUGUACAGUUUUCAUAUCAUCGAUUUAAACGUAUUUAGUUUGUAUUUAACAAUAUGCAGUGAUUGGAGAGAAUUUAUAAUUGAACGGUGUAUAACUCAUAAAGGCAGUACUGGAACGUGGAUGUACGAUUCACAAUGUGUAACACAGUCGGUAAAUGAAAAGCUAAUGUUAAAUUAUUAUAUGAUUACACAAAAGGCGAUAUAUGAUGAUAACGACAUGAAUAAUGUUCCUAAUCUAAAUUUCUUGGUAUAUGUUAUGCAAUUGAUUAAUGACGCGUUGGUUGAUUUUUACCAGCCUAAUAACGUUUAUAUAUGGACGUCAAUUGAUUGGUUAAGCUCAUUACGCAUGUUCACUCAAAGUUUAAGUUCCGACGAUUUGAUCGAAAUAA
Messenger RNA from Sipha flava (yellow sugarcane aphid), 1233 nucleotides. RefSeq lists its product as uncharacterized. The record is from RefSeq and is a predicted model, not a curated record. NCBI's taxonomy places the organism in Eukaryota, Metazoa, Arthropoda, Insecta, Hemiptera, Aphididae.